AACGCAUUGAAUACCACGUAUUAGUAUUUCAACUAAAAAUAAGAAUGGAAUUUAUUCCUCAAAAUAAACUUUUAAAAGUUAAGGCAGACACUCUGAAAGUUAUCCGGGAUGAGAUCAACCUGGGUAAACCAGGAGAAAUGAAGUCCGCUGUUAAGAUCCUUAAGGAGUGGGUACAGCAACAACCGCAUUUUAAAAAGAAGGACUUCGGUGAACAUUUUCUAGAAACGACCAUUAUUUCGGGAAAAGGAUCCAUAGAACGAGCAAAGAAACAGAUAGAUAGAGUGUGCACAUUGAGGUCAUUAUGGCCACAAUUUUUUGGGGUUAUUGAUAUUAGAAAAGAGUUUGCAGAUAUAUUUGCAAUCGGGCAUUUCGGCGUUCUGCCCGAAGUAAAUGAAAAUAACCACAGAGUGUUUGUCGCUCAAGUGAACGGAAACAUUUUAAAGUCAUCACAAUUACUCAAUUAUUAUAGAUAUGCAAUAUGUUUUGGAGAGUACAUGAGAACGCACGAUUACUAUGUCAGCUACCAUUACAUCGUAGAUCUGAGACAAACCGACAUGACGGCCUUCUUGGCCUCCUGUAAUCCCAUUGAGAUGAAGCAGGCACUGACAAUAUUGAUAGAAUGUUACGGAAUCCGAUUUAAGGGGCUGCAUUUUAUUACCAACUCAAAACACCUCAUAGAUAUGUUAAUCACAAUAUUAAAGCAAAUAUUGAAGCCGAAGAUAAUUCAGCGGCUACACCACCACGCUACUUGCGACAGCUUGGCGGAUUUCAUCGGGAAAGACUAUUUGCCCGUGGAACUGGGCGGGACGGCGGCCUCCAUGCAGGAUAUCCAUAAUAAAUGGGUGGAAGUUUUGUCUUCGAAGGAGAACAUGGAGUAUUUGCGUGCAAUGGACGAUGUCGGUACUAACGAAGCACUCAGACCCAACGUUCAGUUUAACGAAGAAUAUGCAGGUGUCACGGGAACUUUCAGAUUUUUAAGCGUUGAUUGAUCUUGUCAAUAACUCUGACGCUUUUUUUACUUGAUACUUGAUAAAUUGAACAUAAGUAACAAUUUUAUAUUUUUUAAUUUACUUCUAUACUUAUGCGUACAUUACUUCUUAACAUUCCUGAAUUGGUUAGUAUUAAUUGUGUCUCAAAGUUUCCAAUGUCUUCUGCCUCGCACUUUUUCCAGUGUUGGUUCUCCAGCAAUUAAUUUAACGUCUCCUUGCAUAUAAUUUAAUGGUAAAUAAAGCUUAAAAGUUAUAGCUAUAAAGCUGGAUAACUGAUUAAACUAAGUUGGCAUCUAAUUCUAACUACCUAUUAUAAAAAUAGUAUAUAUUUACAGUAGCAGUAGUAAGUUUAUCUUAGCAGUAAUAAAAUUCUGUUUUGCAUACAGGACGUAAAUAAUUACUACGAGUCAUUAUUAUGGCUCUUGACCUCGGGCUCAAAGAUAUAAAAAUGUAAUUAAUUGUAAGGUAUAAGGCAUAAAUAUAGUAGUUGUUUAGCUGUAUAAAGAAUUAAGAUCAAGGAUCAAGAACUAUUAAGUAAGUACUUAUAUGAAGAGAUUUAAAAAGGCGUUGUUGUUGUCUUGCUUUGCUUUUAAAUUCCAAACUACAGCCUCAAAAAAUAUUAACCCUAUGUUAUUAAAAAGGAAACUUUUAUAUUAAUGUUAUUUAAAUCACUCCACACGACGCCACACAGCCGAUCUAACAUUAUGGCAGUACAUAUUUAUAUUUGCUUAUGAGGUAAAUAUACGACUUUAAACAGCACUGCCUUUAACAUCAUUAAUGAUUGAGCGACGUCCAUCACACAUUAGCACGGUUUAUGUCUCCUUUUGUUUGAAAACUAGUGGAAGCAAAAUCGACAACGAAAACAUUAGCCCAUUUAAUUAAUACAAUAUAAUUUACUUGACAAAAUAAGCCCAUUUUGUAUGUGUUCAGCUUUCAAAUCAGUCACUAGAUAGUAAUUAUAAUAAAUACUACAAAGUACAAACACUACUCACACGU
Messenger RNA from Pieris rapae (cabbage white), 1985 nucleotides. RefSeq lists its product as uncharacterized. Gene Ontology annotation, cellular component: membrane. NCBI's taxonomy places the organism in Eukaryota, Metazoa, Arthropoda, Insecta, Lepidoptera, Pieridae. The coding region runs from base 45 to 989 and encodes 314 amino acids. The record is from RefSeq and is a predicted model, not a curated record. Gene Ontology annotation, molecular function: phosphatidylinositol bisphosphate binding. The transcript is spliced from 6 exons.